Lytechinus variegatus (green sea urchin) is the source of this 2737-nucleotide messenger RNA. RefSeq lists its product as uncharacterized. The transcript has 12 exons. NCBI's taxonomy places the organism in Eukaryota, Metazoa, Echinodermata, Echinoidea, Temnopleuroida, Toxopneustidae. The record is from RefSeq and is a predicted model, not a curated record. The coding region runs from base 79 to 1368 and encodes 429 amino acids.
GAAACCUAUAUUUUUUUAUAAACCAGAUGAUUUCACAACAUUUCCAUUGAUGGAUGGUCGGAUUUGAUUUCUAAAAAAAUGGCAAUGAUAGAGAAAUUGAUUCUUGUAUCUUCGCUCGCAACAUUUAUAUGCCACUCUGCUACGACAAGUGGAAAUUCAUGUCCUGAUGGCUACGAUCUCAACUAUACCCUACCGAUGUUUGAGAGGUGUGAGGCGAAGAUGGUUAAUGGUAGCCUGGUGCAGCUCAUCCCUAAGCUCAUUCCUCGGCGACUCGGCGCUCAGAGUUGCAACUACGGACGACGUCACGACGGUGUCCCGGCGGGUUAUCGUAUUUGCCGUGUUCCCGAUUGUUUAAGCAAUCCAUGUCACAGUGGAUGGUGUGAAGAACAGAUGACUAACUACACGUGUAAUUGUCCAUCAGGAUUCGUUGGACUACAUCGCGAAACGGAGAGUACCACAGCCACACCAGAAAGUAAAUCGCUGUCAACUCUACGAAAUGCUUCAGAUCGUCAAACUCAAAGUACGCCAGAGGCCACUACGCAAACUGUAACAGACAUGGCCACCUCGCCAGAUCGUCAAACUCAAAGUACGUCAGAGGCCACUACAUUAACUGUCACAGACAUGGCCAACUCGCCAGAACCUCAAAGUCAAAGUACAUUAGAAACCACUACGCAAAUUGUCACAGACAUAGCCACCUCGGCAGAUCGUCAAAGUCAAAGUACGUCAGAGGCAAUUACACAAACUGUCACAGACAAGGCCAACUCGACAGAGAACAAAUGUCAGUCGAGCCCCUGUCAGAAUGGAGGGAACUGCACGGAGACAACCCGAGGCUUCACGUGUACUUGCGGCUUCGAUUAUUACGGCCCGACAUGCUCAUGCAUGACAUUACACACACACGAUGUCGAGAAAACCAGACGAUAUACCUUCUUAGACCCAGCUUUGGAGAUAGCUGAGAAUGUGACGUCAUUUGAUUUUGAAGUCAGCGCAAAUAACGAUGUCCACGUCGGACUAUCACCUAUCAAUGCGGAGCAAGAAUCUAUGUAUGAAAUAGCUAUUGGUGGUUGGGGAAAUUCGGGUGGCAUAAUCCGUCGUGGUCUUUCCCAUUGGAACCCACCUGAUGCAACCAACAUUGUAAACUCAAUGAUGACCCUCUCCGGUAUCCCACGGUUUGACCACUACACGAUAUCCUUUGCAAUGGGACACAUCAAGCUGUAUCGCUAUGGUAAUGAAGAACCCCUGAUUGCGUUCAAUGACAGCAACCCUCUGAAUGUCAGCUAUGUCGGUUUCUGGACCGGAUUUGGCUCUGACGGAUACUGGAAAUUCCAAUCAUUUCCUCAAGAGCAUUGCCUCUUAUGGAGAUCUAUCUGAUACUGGCGUAAAUACGGCCCGAGCAUGAAAAUAAUAUAUUGUCCUGAAAAUUAACAUUGCGGGGGAAACCCCCAUACCUAAGGCUAUGUUUAUGGAGUAUAUAACUGUAUUACAUAAUCCUGUUAUCUUUCAGUUAAAGGGCUCUAAAGAUUUUUUUUCAUUGGCUAUAAUAAUGAAUAUGUUGUGUUAUAAACUAACUAAACUACAGUUAAUAUCCAAAUCCGAGCGAGCGAACAAUUUUUCAUUAGUUGGAAGACAUGAUGACCAAAAUGGUAUUCCAUUGGAUAAUAUGGCGAAUGAGCAUAGCGAGCAAGCAAAUUUUCAGUAGGUGGAAGAGAGAAUGUUGUUUAAUAAUCACAUCACGGAUUACAUGACUGUACGGGAUAUAUAACUGCGUGCACAAUACUACUAUCUUUCACUUGAAGGACUACCACAAUGAUGGUUAUAUUGUAAUAGAUUUGUUAUGACAUAAACUACUGAAUUACAGUUAGUAUCCAAAUGCGAGCAAGCGAAGCAAGCGAGUGAGCCUUGGAAGAUACAGAAACAGCAUGGUUAUCAAAUCGUCUUUCGUGGGAGUGUAAUUAUUGGAUACAUUGCGGCGUUGAGCGUAGAUAGCGAUCAUUUAAAAAGCUGUUUCAGUCGUUUAAAACAAUAUGCAUUUAAUACAGAGGAUAAUAGGGGUAUAUUAUCAAUAACGUAAACUUUCGAAUGCUAUGAACAGGAAAUAUAUAGACAAAGGCAUAAAGGGAUUUAAAUAGUCAAUUUUUGUUCAAUGAAAAUUCAUAUACUCAUUGGUCAAAGGUGAGAUGAGAAUACAACCAAAAUAGGAUCAUGACUAUCAGGAAUAAGGAUGCCAUAUGAAAUGAUCAUAGGCCAUCAGUGGGCACUUCUAAAAACGUGAAAAUAUCCCAAUGAUGGAUAUAAACAUGGAAAAUUUCGAAUAAUCUUUAAGAUUGUAUCGGGAGAUGAUGCAAGAUUGACAAUUUUGAGCAAAAUUCAUUUAUGAAAUAGUUAUUACAUUGUUAUGUUGAUUAAUGUGAUUUACAGUCCCCUAUGAAUGGAUACAAUUGUAAAGAUGAAUGUUCCAUUAACGGCAUUAGUUUGAUCAAUGCCAUCAGUAAGUCAUCGUGUACUUUUGAAUAAUACGUGUACGUAGGCCAAAUAUUUUCUUAGACGACCCCCUCCCAUAUUCACGAAAGUGUAUUUGAAGGAUGUUUAAUUCGUUUAUGAUAAUAGAUAUAUUCAUAUUUGAAAGUCAUUGGAAUCACAUAUUCAUAAAUUAACUUAUUAUAACUAAACAUUCAUGAUGUAGUGGAUAUAACAUUUGCAUAAGCUAAACGUACAGUCUAAAAACAAAUCAGUCAAAAGU